GUGUUACUAUCAUUCGAUGGGAAUCAUUAUUGUUAAAAAGGUCACUAGUCUUCACACAAUAAAAUGUAUAUUUUCGCAGUAAUUGCUACGUUGAUGGCAUCAUCUUGUAGUGGCAGUGAAAGUCCAGCUGAUUCUAAAAAUAUAUGCGUCCAGAGAAAUGGGUACUUAAAAGUAUCAGGACACUGCGAUUCUUAUGUCGAAUGUAAAGAAUUCGAGGCAGUUCAAAUGAUGUGCCCUGAUGGUCUUCACUAUGAUCCAUCCGUACAAUGGCCUAAUUAUCCAUGUGGCUAUCCUUCUGAUGUCCAGUGUAACGAUCGUGGCGAUGCCCAACCAGCUGAUCCAACGUCUGACUGUCCCCAUCAGUAUGGGUUCUUCCCGUCUCCAUUGACAACACCCACGGAUUGUGGCCACUACCGCCAGUGCGUGGCUGGCCAGCCUCAUGAGAUGCUGUGUCCUAGUGGCUUGGCGUUCAACCCUUCUACUAGCCGUUGCGAUUGGGCUGACCUUGUAUCAACCUGUAAUGUUCCAGAGUUUCUUGGUUUCAAGUGUCCUCCAGCAACAUAUGACGAAAGCAAAGUUCCCGUUGAAACUAACCACAAAUUUGAGGGUCAUUGCUACUCUUUCUACUCAUGUUCUGCUGGACUUCCUCGCCUGCUCUCAUGUGAUGCUGGAUUUGCUUUCGAUCCAGCUGUUGCCCGAUGCGUGGAUGCCGACAAAGUGGAUUGUUCAAGAAAUCGCACAGAACAACCUCCGUUAAGCAUUCAUUUACAACCACAAGAUAAAGCUUCCGAGAAAUCAUAAUUUCGUACAAGUACAAAUUAAUAUUAAAAAUUUACUCAAUUAAUAUUUUUUAAUUCAAUUUAUAACUUGCGGUAUCAUAACAAAAUAUUUAGAUACAAAAAGUCUACAAGACCUGAACAUCUGUAACGUCAAUUAUAUAGUCUAACUAGCUGACCCUACAGACGUUGUUCUGUACAUAACAAUAAACAAAAUAUUGUUUUUUUAUGAAUUUGUCAAUAAUUUUUUAUAACAUCAAGAAUUUUUUCAUGACCUAUAAUCCUUGUUGUUCAGCAGAACUGUCAAACCGUGCGUCAAUUAAUUCUCUCACAGAAAAUAUGUCCAUAUAAAACAAAUAUUUAAAUAAGAAUCAUAUGGGUUCCAAAUCGAAAUAAAAAGUAUCCUAUCUCUCAAUUUGGACUAAACUCCACUCCAUGAAGUAAUCCCCAUUUAAAUCCGUUCAUUAGUUUAGGAGUCCUUGAAACCUUUUACAUAAAGGCUUAACGACUCCUUAAUUAUGUUACUGUAAAAGAGCCUGAGCUUAAAUUAAUCAAUUCGCAUAAAUUCUGAGAUUUACCAACUCUUAAUGGUAAGUAUUUACAUUUUAUGAAUAAAUAUCCUUAGAGUUCAUUUUCAAAACUCCCGCCGUUAGUAAUGUGCAACCACAGAAAAUUCAACCUAAAGACAACGCGCUACUGUUUAGCAGUGACACUGCAUAACAGCCGGCCCCGCCCCUUUUCGCUUCUUAGUAGGCCGCCGAGAGUCACAGUGAUAACAAUGUGUUACCGAGUAUAAUGUCGUAUUGUUCUAGCCUCACGAAAGAACACGGCAUUACAUUUCACAGGUGAAUCAUUCGGGGGCGUGCAUUGGUUUUCUAGCAAGGUAGGCACUGCAGGUAUAAGUAGUCGUAGUUGCGCUUUACUCCUGCUACAGUGAAAUUAGCCCAAAAUAACAUUGAUAGUCCGGAGCUUCUUAGCAAAAUUAAUCUUAAUGUUCCUACUCGUAGUCUUCGGAAACCGGCUUUGUGUAGCAUUACAGCCACACUAACUACCGGAAAAAGAGCUUAACCAUGAUGACCGUUUUGACCUCCUUACUUGUAGUCCUCGUGUAGCUAAGAAUGUGCUUGCCAAAGACAGUGACGAUGUAAGUCUAAUAUAAAAAAAAGAAGCACUUAAUCUCAUAAGUUAGAACAUAUUUUGUAUUACAGUAUUGUUUGUGUUAUAUAUUAAUCUGAGCUUAAGCAAUUUAAAAACAUAUGUGGAAGCUUGUAAUUAGCAUUUAUUAAUCUAUUUGUUGUGAAAAAUUUGUAAAAAUAGCUGUAAGUUUCCCAAGUGAAAUAAAAAUAAAAUAAAAAAAAGUACGAGUACUACAGUACGACAUAAGUUGUAUGAAACGCUGAUUGCUUCGUAUAUGCAAUCUGUAGACUGCCUGCCGUAAGUAGUAGGUAAAUUAACUUUAACACUAGUGCUAUAUUUAUUUAGGUUUAUAGCCUAAAUGAUGUGCACGCCCCUGAAAUCAUUAUUCCAUCAUUAAUCAUUGAAAUAAUUAAUUACCUAAACAUACAAUAUAUAAAAAGAGUUCGCGUUGAUGUAUUUGUUCACAUUCAGAAAGGACAUUCUUAGAUAAAUUCACAUAACAUUAUCUCGCUUUGUCGUUGGCGCGUCUAAACUAAUGAUGAGACACAAUGUACACAUAAAAAAUACGUUUAUUGACAAGUUAUAUAAUGCGAUUUGACAUUGGUACUAUCUAUUAUUGUCAGACUAUUAAAGGGAGGGUAGUGUUUCCCAAUAUGGAAGUAUAUAUGUAUGAGGGUAUGUAGGUAUUUUGUCUCCUUAUUCUUUAUACAGACUUUAGUUUGAUUAUGAAAACGUGUACAUGAAAUUGAUAAAUAUAAUGAUAUGCGCCUGGCUUAUUUAACAAACGAAAGAAACGGAAUCAUUAAUUCCGUAUUGUUUAAACUCUUCUUAUUAUUAUUGAAUAAUAAGAAGAGAUCAUCGGGCACAGUAUUACCACCACGCGUAUUUCUGCAACAAAACAGAAGAUUUCUGCCAUAAGAGGGUUAUUUAGACUGGAGAGUUAAUUACCAACGAAGCUUUGUUUUGUGAGCGAUGUUUCAGUGUUUACUUUGAUUUACACGAGUGAUGCGCAUUUAUAUAAAACACUUUUUGAUGCAUUAAAAUGCGUGUGAUGCGCUGAGAUGGUUUGGUCAUGUCGGGAGAAUGAAUGAAGAACGAUUGACGAAAAAAGUGUAUAAGGCCAGUGUGAAUGAAAGUGUUGGAAGAGGUAGACCUAGGCGGACGUUGGACGUAGUCUUGAAAAAAGGCCAGGUCAAGUGUACCCCAAACCGAAGAGCAUGUAUGAAAAGAAUAAUGAAAGUGGACGAAGCGAAACAAGUAUGUACGGAUCGUAGCAAGUGGAAAGAAGUGAUCUCUGCCUACCCCUACGGGAAAGAGGCGUGAUUAUAUGUAAAAUUAAAAUGCGUGUAAUUGUAACUGUGCUUUUACAUUAGUCGUCGUAAAAAUGUAAUUAAAACCGCAGUCCUCCCUAAAAACGUGUUCUGAAAAGGUCAUGAAACGUCGGGCUAGCUAAAACAAUAAUAAAAACUUUUAAUCAUUUAA
Molecule: messenger RNA, 3395 nt
Organism: Leptidea sinapis
Lineage: Eukaryota; Metazoa; Arthropoda; Insecta; Lepidoptera; Pieridae
Product: protein obstructor-E-like
Exons: 6
Coding region: 64-801 (245 amino acids)
Cellular component (GO): extracellular region
Molecular function (GO): chitin binding
Source: RefSeq, a predicted model, not a curated record